Molecule: messenger RNA, 679 nt
Organism: Drosophila erecta
Lineage: Eukaryota; Metazoa; Arthropoda; Insecta; Diptera; Drosophilidae
Exons: 1
Coding region: 54-536 (160 amino acids)
Source: RefSeq, a predicted model, not a curated record
AAACAGUUGAUUCUAAUGUCGCAGCACACAGUAUUGUUGAGAACGUCGAAGAAAUGCGUAUCUUGAGUGCUCUGAGUCUGAUCGCUUUUAUGGGCGUAACCCUAAUAUCUACAAAGUCAAUAUCAAGCAAACAGAAAGAUUCGAAAAUAGAUACAAUGAUGGAGAACUUGCUGUUGCUUGAGAAAUUGGCCAAUGAAUCAUAUUAUUCACCAGAUCCCAGCACAAAGGUGACUUAUUUAACUAAGGAACCAACUGGAGCGGAAACUAAGGAACCAACUGGAGAGGAAACUAAGGAACAUACUGGAGAGGAAACCAAGGAACCUGCAGGAGAGGAAAUAAAAAGUCUGACCGGAGAAGCUGGAGAAGAUGAGGUCGAAGAUGAGGAGGAGAUAGAUGAAGCGUCUCUGGAUAGACCAACUGAUGACCUAGCAGUUAUGUACCUAAACUAUCCCAAGCACGAACCGGACUUUAAGGCUUACCCAAGGUUUGCAAUCCUCCGAAAUGGCUAUGUGCAUCACAUGAACAUGGACUUUUAGUCAACGCAUUUCAUCACAAAACAAAUGCUAUUGACUUGUUCUCCAGAACAAAGCCAGUUUAUGUCGAUAGAUGGGGAAAUUCCGACUACAGUCAGCUUUGCACAGCUGCGACUCUGAAUAAAGUUUAGAAGAUUGCUACCUGA